UUGACGACAAUGGACGCGAAAAUGCAUAAUGGUUACGGAGACAUCGAGGGAAGCAAAACCAGCAAUGACGAAGCAGUAAGGAAUACUGCUUCUUACCAGUUGACCCUGCGUGGUGAACUAUCACUCAAGCGAGAAAUAGUACUGGACUUUACCUGCCUCAAGGCUUGCCUGGAUCCACAGAAGGAGAAAUCCGACGGGGAAGAGUUUGAUUAUGAAGAGUUUCUAAGUCAGGAGCUGUCCAAAGGAACAGCUUUCUCUAAGGUUGAGGUUCUGAAAGUGCGAAACCUUAUAAUCCCUAUCCCUCUAUCGCCCCAGAGUGAAGACUACUAUGCUGACUUGCUGUAUGGGAUAACACAUCUGUCAAGUUUGGUUGAGCUGGAUCUCAGUGGAAACAAGUUGCCAGAGGAGCUCCAAAAGCACUUGACGGUAUUAUUUACUUCCUCAUUUCCUUGUCGACGGUUUAUAGAUUUGAGACUCCGAUACCUGCUGCGCUGCCCUGGUAGCUCAGUAGGUAAGAGUUAUGUGCCUAGCUAG
Messenger RNA from Geodia barretti, 534 nucleotides. The record is from the annotation of a GenBank genome assembly. Lineage: Eukaryota; Metazoa; Porifera; Demospongiae; Tetractinellida; Geodiidae.